Messenger RNA from Cervus elaphus (red deer), 6272 nucleotides. It is a transcript of the gene GTF2A1, whose product is annotated as general transcription factor IIA subunit 1. Gene Ontology annotation, biological process: transcription by RNA polymerase II; transcription initiation at RNA polymerase II promoter. The transcript is spliced from 9 exons. Bases 1147 to 2160 code for a protein of 337 amino acids. The record is from RefSeq and is a predicted model, not a curated record. Gene Ontology annotation, cellular component: transcription factor TFIIA complex. NCBI's taxonomy places the organism in Eukaryota, Metazoa, Chordata, Mammalia, Artiodactyla, Cervidae.
UUCUCAAAAAAAACCGGCGUCUGGGGGAGCCGGGCGAGUCCCCCCUCAAGACCCACCGCCAUCCACUGUUAACGCGGUGGAAGGCGAAUGGCUACUCUGGGGGUUACUCUGAGGUGUUCUGGCGGUUGUGCUUAGGGAGCCUUCACUGGGGCCAUUUUAUGUAUUAUUAAAAAAAAAAAAAAGAAAAAAAGGACGAAGGUUGAAAAGCACUUAAUCUCGGUUCCUUCCGAAUCGGUAAAAUGGCGAAGGGGAAGCAAACCACCCCCCCUACCCCGGUCGUGUAUACCUCCGACUAGCAAAAGCACCAAAACAAAACAAAGCCUCCAGUGGUCCAAAGUGCCCCGCUUUCGCCUUGAAAUCUGCCUACUUGCCACCGUUGGUCCCUUUUUCUUUUUUUUUUUUUUCCUUACUUGAGAUCACGUAGGUUUGCAAAAAGCAGUCACAUAAAUAACCUUGUCUGUCAGUCACCAACGCAAUGUGAUCACGAGGCCACCCCCACUCUCUUUUAUUUUUAUUUUGACAAUAAAACACGUUUCUGCCCGGUCCCAAACGCAGACCAGCCCCGCGGCAGCCCGGCCCCGUACCGUUGACGACUCGGGUCGAUCCAUCAUGGCUGCGGCCGCUUACCCUGCUUUUCAGUCCCUGAGCCUUGUGGUCCUCCUCCCUUUGGCUGCCCUGUUUAUAUAGAGCCAUUGCCGCUCUCUAAUAUAGACUCUGCCAGGAUGGGAAGGUGCUUUUCAGGCCUACGUCACCGCCUCUCCAUUUAAACACCAGAUCCGGCUUUAAAUAGUGAGAGCGGCUGAGAGCGGGGCUGGGAGGUGCGUGCUCCCGAGGCGAGAGGCAGGCGCGUGCAGAGCUCACUUUUAUUUCUAGGUCCUUUUCUGUCUACUGUAAUUUCGUGCCCAGUCGGGGUUGCCUUCUCAGCCGCAAGUUUUUGUUUGGACGUAGCAGCUGGGGUUUGCCGGGCAUUGUUAGGGGGAAAUAGACGUGCCGUCUUUUAUUUUUAUUUGUAAAAACAAUUUUAAGUUCAGAUGUCUAAUCGCUUCUGUAUUUAAGAAGCCUAAAUUAUACAGAUCUGUGAUCGAAGAUGUUAUUAAUGAUGUGAGAGACAUCUUUUUGGAUGAUGGAGUCGAUGAACAAGUUCUGAUGGAACUAAAAACUUUAUGGGAGAAUAAACUAAUGCAGUCUAGGGCUGUAGAUGGAUUUCAUUCAGAAGAGCAGCAGCUUUUAUUGCAAGUUCAACAGCAACAUCAGCCCCAGCAGCAGCAGCAUCACCACCAUCACCACCAUCAGCAAGCUCAGCCUCAGCAGACAGUACCUCAGCAAGCGCAGGCCCAGCAGGUCCUUAUUCCUGCAUCCCAGCAAGCUGCAGCACCUCAAGUUAUUGUUCCUGAUUCUAAGCUGAUACAACAUAUGAAUGCAUCAAACAUGAGUGCUGCUGCUACAGCUGCAACCUUGGCACUCCCUGCUGGUGUGACUCCUGUUCAACAGAUAUUAACAAAUUCAGGCCAGCUUCUGCAAGUGGUCAGAGCAGCCAAUGGUGCCCAGUAUAUCUUUCAGCCUCAGCAGUCAGUGGUUCUGCAGCAACAGGUUAUACCGCAAAUGCAGCCUGGUGGAGUGCAGGCUCCUGUGAUACAGCAGGUCUUGGCCCCUCUUCCUGGAGGGAUUUCACCACAAACAGGUGUCAUCAUCCAGCCCCAGCAAAUCUUAUUUACAGGAAAUAAGACUCAAGUUAUACCUACAACAGUGGCAGCACCUACACCAGCACAAGCACAGAUAACUGCCACUGGCCAGCAGCAGCCACAGGCCCAGCCUGCUCAGCAGCAGGCUCCGUUGGUGUUGCAAGUUGAUGGAACUGGGGAUACGUCAUCUGAAGAAGAUGAAGAUGAAGAAGAAGACUAUGAUGACGAUGAGGAGGAGGACAAAGAGAAAGACGGAGCUGAAGACGGGCAAGUGGAAGAGGAACCCCUCAAUAGUGAAGAUGAUGUGAGUGAUGAGGAAGGACAGGAACUCUUUGAUACAGAAAAUGUUGUUGUGUGCCAGUAUGAUAAGAUACACAGAAGUAAAAACAAAUGGAAAUUUCAUCUCAAGGAUGGCAUUAUGAAUCUUAAUGGAAGAGAUUAUAUAUUUUCCAAAGCCAUUGGGGAUGCAGAAUGGUGAAAAGAGUUGGUUCUUUUUCUUUUAUAAAUAAAACAAAAGAAACUUAAAAAAAAAAUUUAAAGUGGACAGUUUGAAACUUGGGACAUAUACCAACCAAAACUUAACUUCUGCAUGUCAGAAAAGUGCAGUAGAAGCAGAGCUACUGGAACAAAGAGACCUUGACAACACAGACACUACUUCUAACUGGCAAGCCAUGGAACUGUAGCACCUGGGGUUGUUGGGGUGGGGAGGGUGGGGAUUUGUGUAAGAAAACCAGAAUUGUCGAUUUUAAAUACAGGUACCUGCCACUGGUAAUUAGCAUGUAAAGCUUUGUUUAUAUUCCUUCCUCCAACUUGAGUUCAGCCAGAAGAUACUUGUUGGAAUGAACUGAAGAAACUUCCCUUUUGAUAGAUUGAACUGAAACUGCUUAUUGUACGUGGUUAUAUUUGGUAAAAAUUGCGUGUUGAGCUUUUUACAAAAGGGUAAGAAUUAUGGUGUUGAAUUUUAAUUCACUUGUAUAAGGAAACAGUUUAGAACUCUUAAAGGUCUUAAAUAUUUUUACUUGCUGUUCUCCCUCAGUAAUAUAUACCUCUUCCUUCCCUGCUUGAUGAAACAUCUAUUUACAAGUUAAAGGAAGUGUAUAAUCAGUAGUUACAGUUUGGAGACAAAAUUUACCUAGGAGUGGAUGUUUAUUUUAAUUAGAUUUUCAGACUCAUUAUAAAUAUAAAGACUUGGGUCUUGUCUGAGUUGAGCAGAAUUAAAAUGACAACUUCAGUUUCCUAACAGAAUUGUAUUUGUUUCUUUUAGUCCCACACCUUAAAAAGAAACCCCAAGUGGCUCCUCAGGAAUGCAGUUUUCUAGCACAAAGGUACCAUCUAGCUGGAAUUAUAUACAUAUGAAUAGAUAGAUAAUUUUCCUGUUGGGCUGAAGUGUAUGUUUAUGUAUGUGUUUAGUCUUUAAGCUAAACAAACAUUUAGAUAACAUUCUGUGCAUUGAUUGAUGCAUUGGGCAGGUGGUGAGGACCUGGAUUUUUAUCAAACAAUUUAGUAAUUUUAAAAGUUUCUUGUGUUUACUAGUAAAGAAUUUUAAAACUCUUACUCUAAUUGAACACAUUUUUUAAAAUGCAACUUUGUAAUUUGAGGGAGAAAUUUUGGGGUUAGAGGAGGGUGGGCCACUUAGUACACACUUACCUCUCUUUCGUGCAGUGGCCUUUCCAGGCCACUGAUAAUACAGUGGGCUCCAGUUUGCACAUCGGGAAGACAGCAUAGAAAUUUGACUUGUAUAUUAAAAACAGUAGAAAUGUAAUAUGUAUGUGAAGAAUGCAUAGCUCUGUUUUCUGUAAGGGGCUCUAAAGAACAAUGUGGCAGUGCUGUAUGUUCAGUGUGAACGAGUUGCUUGGGAGAACUGCAGGAACAUGUGUCCUCACCUUUGUUCUUAACACCUAAUUCUUUUCAUGGUUUAUUUUGACAAAAUUCACAUGUGUUUAACUUGUAUAUUGAUUUUUUUAAGUCUUCCACUUUUGUCUUCCUUUUAUUUGCCUUUGUGUUUCCAGAACUAACAGAGAAACACUUUAAAGUACAUUGCAGAGAAAAACUGUGAGCUGUUUUAUAUUUUCUUUUUUUUUAGCACAAAUCUUUAAACUUCUUUAAAAGGCUAAUUUUUUUUUUUUUUUUUAUUUUGCCUACUUCCCACCUGAAAUACCACCUUGGUCCCUUUAACUUAUGUUCUGAACUUUGAUAUAAAUGGUGGUUUCUAGCAUGCUAGUAGUUAAGAUUUAUUUCGAUGCCAUAUCUGGUGAUACGGUUUUAAUUUUUACUAUAUUAAUUUAGUUUUUUUGAGGUUUAUUUGUUUACCCCAGUAUGCUCAAAGCACACGCAGGUUUUUUGUUUUGCUUUGUUUUUGUUGAGCCUGGGAGGAGAGGGGAAGGGAGUAAAAUCACAGAAGUCCUGUUCAUUUGUCCUUCAGUAUAGUUGCUAGUAGGUUUAUAUUUACCUAGUGAAGAAGUCAAUGACCUGAACUACCUAUAAAAGUUUAGCAUUGCUGCAGUGUUGAUUGAAACCCUCUGGCUAUCUAGUAGUUCUUAUGCUACUGAACCUUGGAUUACUAUAUGAUACUCAGCUUAUAUUUUGGACUCUCUAUGUAGACAAAAACAUUGCAUUCAUUAUAGAAUUGUACACUAGCCUGUUUUUAUAACAUUGAAACAUCAACAACCACUGCUUUCAGCGUGACUUAGUAGGGUUGUUUUGAAGCAGGAAAUAACCAUUUAUAUUUGCACCUGUGUAUAUUGCAUAUCAAUUAUGACAUACUUGGCAAGCGCUUUUCUUUUACCUGUGAAAAUUCUGAAAACUGGUCCAAACAACACUGUAUACCAAAUUGUGCUCUUAUAUAUAACACUGCAUUGUGUUCCCUUUUAGUCAAAUAGCAUGUUUUAGUUUUAUUAUAGUGGCUUGCUAUAAGAAUGCCACUUGCUUAUCUUUUAUUGUACUUGAAUUCUUAAUCAUGCUUUUAACAUUUUAUUUAACAUCAUUUCAUUAGGUUCCAUUAAAAAUGUCAUUCCUUUGAAAAUGCAAGGAUUCCCACUUUCAAAAUUUUGAAGUAAAGAUAACAUUUAUUCAAAGAAGGAAAAUAGUUCAGACUUGGUAUUAUGAAAUAAGUGAAGGUUUCAGAAAAGGAUUUGUUUAGAUUUGCACAGAUGAUGAUGGCACCUUGUAUUAAAAAACAAUCAACAGUGCUAAGGAAAAUUUACACAAAAGUACUAGGUUUAAGUGUGGAAAUGUGUGCCUUUCAGUGUAUGUACUCUUUUUUUUUGGUGGUCAUUUGGAUAAUCAGACCAUUUGAAUGGCUGAGAGCACAUUUAAAUUCUGUGGAGCGCCACAUUUGGCUGAAACAACUGUAAUGUGCAAUUAGUUUCUAGACUAAAAUGUCUGUUAUAUGAGGGGGAUCUUUAUAUUGGGCUUUUAUAUUUUUUUAAAUGUUCACAUUUCUUUCUAUUAAUUAAAUGCCAUCAUAGCACCACAUUUAUAUUGCCUCUUAAAAUCAAAGCCAUCUUGAUGAUGUUCUUCUUGGCAUGCAUCAAGAUUUGAGCAGUGUGUAUAGUGAUUAAAAUGUAUUCUUGAAGAGCAUAGUCUAAUAGACUCUGGUUUAGACUGCAAGAACAUAAAAGUAUAAUAGCUUUUGUAUAAAGAUUUUCUUUUGCUAUAUGAAAAUCAAGGAUUUGGUUUGCUUUUUUUCUGGCUUUUAUGAAGGAAUAAAAAGUUAUCUCCUUCUAAGAGUAAUUUUUGAUUAUCUUAUAGCAAUAAUGUCACCAUUCUUUUCAGAAAUAAAUACACCUUGUAUAGGAAAUCAGACAUAAUUUUCUUGGGAGCUCCCUUUAUAUCUUAGCUUUUUCUUCCUCUUAAGAAAAUUCCUAUAUUUUCAGAUUAUUUCAUCUUGAACUUUUUUGAGCUUUUGUGCAAUGUAAUAUUUUAUUGAUCCAUCUUUCUACAUUUUCAUUUUAUUUCAUACGUCUAUCUCCCACCUAUCUGUCUGAAUCAGCUGUUUCAGGUUUUUAAUUCAUUGGUUAAAAAAUAGUUGCUUUAUAUAUUUCCUCAUGGGUUUAUGUUAAAUAGUUUUGCAUUUUAAUCUAUUAUGCUAUGGAAAUUAUUCUGAAGUUUGUAUUCCCUUUUUAAGCCUGCCUUAGUCUAGUUUUUGGUCAUUUUUUAUGGUUUAAGGAAGAACACACAGAACUUGGUAUUUUUAUUUUGAGGAACAAGAAAAAUUGUUUUUUCUUUUAAGAGAAGAACUACACUGAGUUAUUAACUACUAUUUCAAGUUUCCUUAAAUCAUCCGGUAUGCUUCAGGGCUACAAUUUGGGGGGAGGGGCUAAUUCUUUUUGCUGUUCUGAGCUACUAUUGUCAACUGCUGUUGUACAUACUGUUAUGUGUAAGGGCGUAAAUAUAUUUAUUAUGUUUGUAAAAUUCAUUCUGUACAAUUGCAGAUCAAGGUUGCUCUUCUGUGAUAUAUGGGAUAUUAUGUUUUAAAGACCAUCUUGGAAUACAAUUAGAGAACUUAGUAUUUUGAUGUACUAAGACCUAUUUUAAGUUUAAUAUUUUACCUUUGCAAAAACUUUAAUUAAAGAUGUUAUUUAAAAAAAA